Molecule: messenger RNA, 2235 nt
Organism: Sphaerulina musiva SO2202
Lineage: Eukaryota; Fungi; Ascomycota; Dothideomycetes; Mycosphaerellales; Mycosphaerellaceae
Exons: 2
Coding region: 1236-2081 (281 amino acids)
Source: RefSeq, a predicted model, not a curated record
GAUCCAACUGCUGAUAACAUCGAGACGGCUCUGAAGGUCGGUGUUGCUACCGCGGGCGUUGGCUUCAUGUUCGGCGGUGCGGUCGGCAUCCUCAAGAAUCUUCCACUAUCUCUAUCGGCAGGUGUUACCUCCUUACAGUCCUUUGGUCUCGGAGCAGUCUUUACGUUUACUCGUCUAUCUGUGAUUCAAGCAUGGACCACGGAGCUGCAGACUCCCACGCCUGGUGAUCUCAUUAAAGCCACAGCUAUCGCUGGAGCAUUCUCUGGAGGCUCACUUGGCGCCCUUUUCCGUGGACGCAAGAACGUGAUCCCCGGGGCAAUCAUGUGGUGCAUCUUCGGUGCCACAGGCCAGUUCAUGUACAAUAGAAGGACCUUGCCAGCCCAGCGCGCUGAAGUCAAGGGACCUGGAUUUUGGCAGAGCAUGAGUGACAAAAGCUGGACGCCCUUCAAGGUCCUAAGUAAUGAGGAGUACGCCGGCAUGCUCAAAGAGAAACUGUUGAGGGUCGAGGCAGAAAUAUCGAUCAUUGACGAUAAGAUUGCUGCUAUGAAAGGACAGCAGCAAGCGGAAGUUGCCAGAGAAGGAGAGGCUGCGGCGAAGAAGAGCUGAGAGCAGCGUCACCUUUGUAACAAGUGGCGAACGAGAAAGCAAGGGUCGCCGCUAUGGCUUUAGAGACUCAGUCAGUCCACGGCCAGCUGAAUAGAACCGCACAGAACUCGUCGGGACGGGGACAUAUAGGACAGGAAGCCUUUCAUUCCUGGCAUUGAAAUUUGGACGUGGGCACCUUGAUGGAGAAUGUUGGUCGCGUAGAGAAUGUCUCCAAAGUCUUUCCAGAUGGCGAAAUUGACGAUUGCGGAGGGAUGUUCGUUGAAGCUAUGCAACGAAGCAGCUUGCGUGGACGACUUCGACGGUGAAGCUCGCCCGUCACCGUGGCGACCCGCUUCGAGCAAACUCGCGCCCUACCAAUAUCAACAUGUUUCCUCGGCGGCCGUGUGGAGACACAACGAGAAAUUGCUACACAUCCGACGACACGAACCUGGCCAACGAAUCGCACUCCGUGACCUCAACCAGCGGCCAUAGCACCAUAUCAGAGAAGCGCUCGCCCUCGUCCACACUCAGCGAACAGAUUGGCGACGAAACCAUCAUCAGCUCGCGCGCCAUCGCAGUCGCGUCACCCCGUCUCGCUCCGACAGCACGCAGGCGAUCACAAACAAAUCACCGCCACCGGUGGCAGCGCCAUGCCGUCGUACUUGGAAGCACAAGUCACGUCGGGCAACUACUUCUCUAGGAAGCCUGUGCGUGCCAACAGCACCAUACGACAGGUUCACGCACCAGAUGAAAGCUCUUCAGACCCAUCCCUUCACGAGCCGAUAAGUCACGAUGUGAAGGCAGCUCCUAAUGGCUCACACACGGAACACGUAUACCAUAACGCCAGAGAUCCCAAGCUGUUUCAAUCAAAUGACUGCUUCUCUCGUCAAUCUUCAAGACUUCCACAUCCGUUUCAGCUUCUGCCGACUACUGUCAGUCCUCCCAAGUCAUUCGCGUUCGAGCUCGAGCCGUUAAUGGAAAGAACCCCUGGCGUUCUGUAUCGCGUUGGCGGCGAAGUGGCUUACCAGGACGUGUGCGUUGUGUACCGAGCGCGACCUCACAGCUACCGGGAACUUACAGCUGAUAGACUCGGUGCCGCGUACGCCGAUGCGACAAUAUCAGCUGAGCCGCUCACUUCACGUCCAGUUCCGGAGCAAAUCACGCAGGAUUGGCGAGAUAGGGAGCAGUAUGCGCGUGGCUUCUCUUACAACAGACAGGAAGUUCAUGACCAGGAAGUCGAGCAGACGCAGGCAGUCCUGGAUGUCUCCUUCUACCUUGACGCGGUCGAAGAGCAGGAGGUCAACGAUCACACAAUGGAGUCGAGCGAACAGUCCAUGCACAUCCACGCAACCGGCGAUCUAAUCAUGAGCGAUGCUUUGCCACAGGACGCAGGAUCCGUUCGGCAAUCUGAAGGACACCAUGAGUUGGUGCAGGAGCAGUUCGAUUAUCACUACCAUGGCUCGAAUCAGUAUGCGCACACCUCUAGAUCACGUUGAAGUUCCCAACAUGAUGGAGGUUCGGCCACUAGGGAGCGCGGGCAAGGUGAUCGAGGCUGUACGAGUGAAGUUCACCUUAUAGCUACCGUGGAUGAGCACAUUCUUGUCGUGUGCGACUGGAGUGGUGGUUCCAGCAUAGGAAAUUCCGAAGUUG